Molecule: messenger RNA, 1666 nt
Organism: Dinoponera quadriceps
Lineage: Eukaryota; Metazoa; Arthropoda; Insecta; Hymenoptera; Formicidae
Gene: L2HGDH
Product: L-2-hydroxyglutarate dehydrogenase, mitochondrial
Exons: 8
Coding region: 121-1467 (448 amino acids)
Molecular function (GO): (S)-2-hydroxy-acid oxidase activity; (S)-2-hydroxyglutarate dehydrogenase activity
Source: RefSeq, a predicted model, not a curated record
ACGGCGACGAGAAAACAUUGCGAGGUACUUCGAUUUCGUUUUGCCUGUGCUGUCAUGCUUAGAUAACGUCUCGGUGCCAUGAUAACGGCCUUUAAGGAAACCAAUUCAAAUCUAUUGUGAAUGUCUAAGAUGGGUACAAAUGCGAUGGCACCUCUAAUUAGAAGAAUUAUACCGCAGCUACAUUGUUCAUGUUAUCACAGAUAUUUCUCAAGCGGGAGUCAAUGUACUGUAUACGAUUUGGUGAUCGUCGGCGGCGGCAUCGUCGGAUGCGCCACAGCCCGUGAAAUGAUCAUGAGACACCCGAACCUGAAAAUGGCAAUUGUCGAAAAAGAGAACGCUCUGGCCAAACAUCAAACGGGACACAACAGCGGUGUAGUGCACGCCGGCAUUUAUUAUACCCCUGGAAGCAUGAAGGCAAAACUUUGUGUGGAAGGUCUGAAGCUCUCGUACGAGUAUUUCUGCAAGAACAACAUACCUCACAAGAAAAUCGGUAAGCUGAUUGUCGCCCAGAACCAGGACCAAGUAAAGAGAAUAGACGACCUUUUCGAUCGAGGUACGAAGAAUAAUGUUCCGGACCUUCAGAUUGUUGAGAAAGACUGCAUAUCGAAAUAUGAACCCAAAUGUCAGGGUGAGAAAGCCUUAUGGUCACCGUGGACCGGCAUAGUAGACUGGACAAUAGUGUGCCAACACUUUGCGAACGAUUUUCAGAAGAUGGGAGGUGAGAUUUUUCUGAACUUCGAAGUGACGGGAUUCACGGAGAUGGCGGAGUCGAAAGGGCAAAGUGAACUAAGUCCUAUAUCCGUACAGUCCAAGAAUCGCUGUAUACCAGCGAAGAACGUGCUGACGUGCGCCGGUCUGCAUUCGGAUCGCUUGGCGGUGAUGACGGGCUGCGAUUUGAGUCCACGUAUAAUCCCUUUCCGCGGCGAGUACCUUCUGCUGAGCGAGAGCAAGCGGCAUCUCAGUACGACUAACGUGUACCCGGUACCCGAUCCCAGAUUUCCAUUUCUAGGUGUACACUUUACACCCAGAAUGAACGGCGAUAUCUGGCUAGGUCCCAAUGCUGUCCUGGCGUUCGCUAGAGAAGGCUACACCUGGUUCGAUGUAAAUAUAAGAGACUGCAUAGAAAUGGCGAAAUUCCCCGGCUUGUAUAAGCUGUGCUUCCGAUACUUUAUACCGGGCUGCAAAGAGGUGAUAAAAUCGAUUUUCUAUCCGCUGGCGGUAAAGGACUUGCAAAAGUUUAUUCCGGAAGUUACGUACAAGGAUGUCAAAAGAGGGCCGGCGGGUGUAAGAGCACAGGCGUUGGAUAAAGACGGUAAACUAGUCGACGAUUUCGUUUUCGAUUCCGGCACCGGUACUAUCGGAAACAGAGUGUUGCAUUGUCGAAACGCGCCUUCGCCCGCUGCAACUAGCUCUAUGGCGAUAGCGAAAUUUAUUGCCGAUAAACUUGACGCCGACUUUAAGUUCUAACGUAACGAUACAAUCGACAUCAGCAUGCAUGAUUACUUAGUCGAUCAAAUAAGAAACGAAACAGGAGAGACGGGCAUUUUUAACGAAAAAUGCUUCUAAAGAGGCUAGAUGUAUAUUUUUUUUGAGUCAAAUAAUAUUUCGUAUAAUAUUGCUAAGUAAUUUGGUCUUCCAGGAAAUAAAAUGUAUAUGCAUACAUAUA